Molecule: messenger RNA, 7455 nt
Organism: Anopheles moucheti
Lineage: Eukaryota; Metazoa; Arthropoda; Insecta; Diptera; Culicidae
Gene: milt
Product: trafficking kinesin-binding protein milt
Exons: 5
Coding region: 297-4352 (1351 amino acids)
Source: RefSeq, a predicted model, not a curated record
UUGAUCGACAAUAGGUCUUUGCAGAAAAUGCGAUACUUCUGGAUGUUGGAUGAAAAGUGGAUGGAAGAAUGAAAACACUAGCGUGUGGAGGAAAGUGACCUAUAAGCUAUAAUUAAUUUGCGCAACAGCAACAACAAGUGAUCAAAAGCGUGAGUCCUUGCUGUGGUGGUCGUCCGUGUUAGGGUCCGGUUAGUUGGUCACAAGCAUCCACCUAAGACGGUUGCGCUAGCUUCUUGCGCCGGAAGAAUGUGAUCGAUACGCGUGCGGAAGUUUUGUGUGUGUGCUCUAUAGCAAUAAUGUCUACAGUGCCCCCGGUAGUUGAUACUACCGAUUCUGGUGUUAUUCGUGGCAAUGUGGCAGCCGCCGUCUUUGCCGUGCGAAAUGCAACGGUGGAUGAGGAAGAGGUCUACCGAAAGCUGUUCAGUAGUGAUCCUCCGUGGCAUGAAGGUGGAGAUGAUGCUGGUGGACAGAACAGCAAAGGCUUUCUGAACAGCACGCUAAUUCGUGAACAUCCGGGAGAUAUUCGGUCAUCUUCGCGAGCGCGUGAAACUGACAGCUUAUCAUCUUCAUUGAUCGGUACCGGUGCUAGUGAUGACGACUAUAAGGGUGGUCUGUUGGCAGUGGUGGAUGAUGCGGAGCCCGCGUCCAUCUCCAGUCGGCCGAGUGACUCGAGCCGCGGUUUCCAGAACACAUUCACCGUGCUCGAACGGCACCUGCAGAGCAAGCAUUUCCAGUUCCGCCAGCUGCGGCGAUUCCUACAGUACAACGAGUCGAGCCAGACGCCAGUAUUUUGUAACGUGCCGCCAUCCUUAAACGAUAGUUCAAACUACUUAAGAAGUAUUAGCGAGGAAAGUGGUAGCUCGUCUACCGUCACCAGUAUCUCCUCGGAGGCGGAAGGAACAUCGCCGAAUCAGAUCAGGAGAUCCUCCGACAGUGGAGCUAAAACGCUCUUUCAUAACAGCAGCGACGAGGAAAAUGAUCGGCCCAGUUUUCUGGAGCUGGAGCUGGAAGCCUCCGAUCGGUUGCGAAGAUUACGGGAGCGAUUAGGUGGCAGUGUACCGGAUCUUCAACGAUCGUGUGAAUCGAUAGACUCACCGCUCGUUAAAGCCCUGUACGGUGUCAGCUUGGAAUCGUUGGCAAAGCAAAACACCGAUCGCGUACAUCCCGACCCGUCAGUUUUUAUCGAAGAAGAGGACAAACGGAGCCUGUCGGGAGAGUACCCCGACUAUCCGUACUAUGUCGCACGAGGAUCCAACGGACUGGCCUAUCUAAAAGUGGUACACAACACCUCCUCCGGUUCGGGGACAGCAGGCGAGAAAGUCCUAUGCGGUAACCGAGUGAGCCAAAUGACCCGCGCGUACGAUGACAUAGAUGCUGUAACGCGCCUGCUGGAAGAGAAGGAAAAGGACCUCGAGCUGACGGUACAGAUUGGCAAGGAGCUACUAGCGCAGAAUACGCACCUCGAGAACCGGGUCGCCGAGCUGGAGCAGGAGCUAAAAACUACGAACGAAAACCGGGCGCAGCUCUCGCACGAGCUGCAUCAGAAGAUCGAGCUGAUCGGGAUACUGACGAACGAUGCCGACGACACCAGUGAGAAUGUCACACCGACGGCAUCGAAGUCGAUCAACCUGGAGCUGCUGCAGCGGAAGGUUAAGCAAUUGGAGGACGAAAACAAAUCCUUACGCACCGAAACCGCCCAGCUAGUGAAAGAAACGGACGAGUGCGAGGAGCAGGAACGCAGGCUGAUGGCGGAUAUCGCGAACCAGCUCACCACGGCCAACAGCGAGUUUGAUGGUUUAAAUUUGGAACUCGAACGACUGAAGGAGGAGAACCGACUGCAGCAUGAACAGAUCAUUAGUCUUACAGGGCGGCUCGCGGAGGCAGAGAUUCGACUGCAUCAGAUGACAUCAGAGAACGAGGAGGCAUCCUCGCUGCUAAGCAUCACCAAAGAAAAUCAAAACCUCCUGGCGGGUGAACUGGCUGAAUUUAAACUACGCUACCAGGAAGUGUUAAACCUGCUACAGGAAACCCAAGAACAACUUCGCCGUCAACGCAAACGCUCCCAACCGCUCGCACGCAGCUCACUUAUUCCCGGUAUUACGGGAAUGGCCGCCGCACCGGAUUCGCUACAAUCGGAGCUGAUGGAAACAUCCCUGUACUCGGAGCACAGUCUCGAUUCGGGUAUUGAUUCGGUGCGAGGCGGUGGUCUCGGUGGUGGUUCCAUGAUGGGUGGCCUAAUGUCUGGUUCGGGAGCACAGCAACAACUACCCGGCUAUCGGAAGGUGUUUGAAACCGUGCGCUCUGCUAGUCGUGCAAAUCCGAACGGAUUCAGUGAUAGUUUCUCGCAGCUCGGUUCGAUGACGAUGAGUUCCUCCUCGCAGCCACGCAUGGCACCGUACGUGUAUCCCGGACUGGGUGGUACUGCCGGUAAUGGUAGCGGCAAUGCCGGAAUAAUGACAAUGACCCAUUCGUACAAGAGCGGUUCUUCCGUGUACAGCACAAUGUACGGCGGUGGCAGUUCACUCGGUGGCCGGUCUUACUCACGCGAAAGUCUUACUGCCGAUUCUGACGAUGGUUAUCCAGGCCCUGCACAAACGGGCAUCCCGGGUGCGCCGGGUGCGAAGGAUCUGGAGGCGGCGCUGAAACGUCUUACACCAGCGGAAGUUCUUGCUAGGCGCGCGAUGUUGCAACACGCACCGCUGGGCACGUACAGCUACGACGAGCAACCGACGGGCAUACCGCUUGGAUGCCGCACACCGGACAGUAUUAUGUCGACCGGUUCGUCCGGACUUUCGGGGCUUUCGUCAUCGGCAACGGGUAGCGGUAAUGGUCAGUGGCGUCUUCCAGAGAAGCUGCAGAUUGUGAAACCGAUCGAGGGUUCGCAAACGCUUCACCACUGGUCCCGGCUGGCAACGCCAACGCUGAGCGGUCUGCUCGAGGAGCGUCCCGGCGUCACGAUACGGGGUGGACGCGGGCUGGACGAACUCGGCCUGCAGACAUACUCGCUGUCGGACGUCGAAGAGGAUGAAGAUACCGAAGACCACCCCGGAAAGCGGUUCCAAUCGUUCGGCUGCACGUACACGUACACCAACAGCACCGUACUACAUCCGGACGACGGUACGACGGCAGUCACCUUCAGCUUGCCGCCUUCGCAAAUGUCCUCCCAGAUGACGUCAGAGUGUCCAACGCGGCAACCGACCGCUCCUUCGACACCACGCUCCAGCCUGUCGCGUCGCAAUUCCUGCUCGACGUUCAGCGUAAACAUGGGACUGGCGUCAAUGUUGAACGAACGAGGCAUCAAAGCGGUUACACCCAGUGCACUUAAUACGCCCGCCGGGCCCAACUUUUCACCGACGGUUACACCCUGCAAUAGUCCCGAUGGCUCACCUACUCGUUCUAUGUCACCAGAACCACCAUUGCUAUCCGGGCUACUAGCGUCGACCGCUGACAUCUUACGCAAACGAUUCACGGCCUCUACCGGUAGCGCGGCCCAUGGUUCCGCCACUGAUCCAGCAGAUCGGCCUUCGAGAAUCAUAUCCCGCAACAAGGUCGCUCUGUCGCGGCUCGAAAAGAAGGCGCUGCGCUCCAUCAAGAUCAUGGAGAAGGUUGAGAGUAUCGGGCUGGAAAACAUAAUGCUACCACCCCAGCAUCCACCGGGCAUCAGUCCGCUUGCCCUGCACGGUACAUCCGCGCUCUACACUGCGGCUGCAACCGGUCGUGGUCGCAGCCCAAUGGCACAGCUGACCAGUCUGAAGCACCUCCGUAAACAGCAGCAACACCAGGACGACCUCGUAACGAUCGAUAAGGAAACGAUCAAAGCCGUACUGACAAAGGGUUUGUCGCACGAUAGCCUUAAGAGUAUGGCUUCCUCGUCCGGUGCUAGCAGCGGUAUUAGUACGGCCAUGUCCUCCGAUUCCGACAGCUCGUCCGUCGCCAGCUUCGACUCGGAACCCCGUACGAAGGAAACGAUGGGUAGUUCGGUGGCUGCUACAGCCUCUCCAACGACAGCGGCACGACUGAAGCAGAUGCAGCGACAAAAAUCACGCCGCAAUCUACUAAAUGGUGCCAACGGUGGGUCCCAGCGGCCUGAUUUGGGCACAGUGAACGGUUCCAAUCGGCCCGGUGUGCGACCCGACCUUGGCACGGUGGCUAACAAACCAACAGCAAAGGCUGCUAGUGGUGGAAGCGGUAAGGACGGUCGUAAGAACCAACAGCAACAAUUAGCAGCAGCAGCACCAUCGUCGACGACGGCACCACAAACAACGGCCAAGGAGGAAAGUCGUUCGCUUGGCCAGAGCGUGUACGGUACGAUUAGUUCGCUGUUGUUUGGACGCAAAGGUGGUUUGCUGUAAUUAGGCGCUAACCACUAGUGAGCUAGUGAGAACGCAAGGACCAGAUCCAGAUCCGGGUUGAAGUUAUUUUGGGUAGUUAUAUCCAGUUCGUUUCAUCAUGGUCGCCCCCACACGUCGUUUAUCCACCUUUAUUCAUUUCUUUGCUGUAUCAUUUUAACAACCGAUUGUUUCCUAUUUAAAUAGUAUCCACACGUAACUUAAGCUCCCUUAUUUCUACCGAGUUUUAGUAGAUCCGUUACAUAAAUAUUACGCACACAUACAAACAAGUUCUUAACGAAGCAUUAAUUCUUAGUUUCACUCACCGGAAAACAUUCUUCAUUUUGUGCUUUAUAAUUUCCGCUCUAAAUGUUUCUUCACUUUGGAAAAAAGGAAAAUACGAACUUCAACAUCCAAACCGCCCAAGCUACCAUUUUUACCUCCCUACAUUGAUUGUAAGCACCAAAAGAUUCAGUAAGUUUCAUCGCAUUCUCGAACACCAUUGCGCGCUGUCCUACCCGUCAUUUGAUAGAAGUUUCAGUAUUCUGUAAGAUACAUGGUGCUUUCGUUUCAUGCUGCUCCUGCAGAAGAGUAUUAGCAGCUUCAAGUAGAAUCGAACAUUCCGGCGUGUCCAGUAAAAUACGAUGCCACCGAGAACUGAACCGCCCGCAAGGGGGUGGUAUGUUAUGUAGUGUACAGAAAGCAAGAAUAAUAAUCCUCCGCUUUUCGAAGAAUUAGGCUCCUUGUGGACAUAUGUCCUGUUACAAAAGAUUUUAUUUUGCAUACAUAACCUUUACAUGCCGUAUAUUGUAGUAGGACUAAUUUGUCAAUUCUUCAACGCGACUUCACACCCAAAUCCCGAUUCUCCCUCGCCAACGAGAUAUGUUCUACACUCAAAACAAACACAAACAGUUAGAGAUGAUGAAUGGCGAUAAUUUUGGCUUUUCGAUGCUUACUAUAAGGGCAGAAAAUUGGUAGUGACUGGCGGCACAUCACAAAUACUUCUGAGUAGAAAACAUCACACGUAGAAUGUUCUAAAAAAGACUAACAAAAGUAAGGCGUAAAAUUAGCAGAUUUUAUUUUUUAUAUCACCACCUAAUUAUUUUAUUUUUCUAGUCCAAUCAACAACGAAUACUUUCACUUCUCUAUCAUAAAUACAUUGUUAUCGUAAUCACCUUCCUUCCCAACGCAAUACGGUAACUCCAAUUGAUCGAAUUACUUAAACAUUUCUCACACACCAUUCGUUUCUGUCCGGUUCCGAACCUUUCCCCAAAUCAUCUGGAAAAGCUCGUGCAAACCCAUUGAUGGACGGAAUCAAUUGUAAAGAGAACAUUCACUAUCAGUUAAUGCGAGAUAAAGAUAUUGGCUACCGCUACUAUUCUUUUCCAUCUUUAUCUCUUCAUGUGUUGCAGUGGCUUGAAUUGACUGGCCUAGUUACUAUUUUCCAUCCUCCUCUCCGUGAGGCUGAGAGUAUAUUAGUUCUCUCAGUGUAACUUUACUGCACACGCUGUAUAACAACAUCAAUUUCUGAAAUAUAUCGGCACGCGAUAUAGCUUUUUUGUAAAACGUAAACUGCUGCAUCUUUUAACUGCUUAAGCGAAAUAGAUCCAUCUCCCGAAAGGAAAGUAUUGCGCAUGGAAAGGAGAAGUAGUGUAAUAUUUCAACAACUAUCAUCUAAAAUCUACAUCUACAUCUUACACACUAAUGCUUCCUUUCAUUCAUGUUAUUAAAUUCAUUUGAGUGGAAGAGCACGAGAGAGAGAUAGCGAGACAGAUCUAGCAAGCCGAUAGUUACUUUAUCCUUUUUUUCUUCUUGUGUUGGUGCUUAAACAAGGUUAGUAGAUAGGCAAAAGGAACAAAAACAAGGGAAAAUGCAAAAAUUACAGUUGGAGAGUUUUUUAGUGCGUGUAGCAGCUUACAACCUGCCCGAAGCAUGGGUAGGGCUUAUAAUUAGAGGACGUCACACUAUGAACAACUUGCUUUCGCAGGGUCUUAUUCUAUUAUUCUUUACUUCUUUUUUAAUUGAAAACCAGAAAUACGUGCACCAGUAAAAAGGUGGUUAAAGGGUAACGUGAAAUACGAGGCACAAUACCAUGUCCGAAUAUCGGAGUAGUUUUUUGUAUUGUUUCGAUUUAUUUCUCUAGAAGGUGCUGUGAAAGGUGAAGAAGACACUUAUCGAAGGAGACGUUAAACGAAUGCAAAGGCUAUGUGAUGAGAGUACGAUGGGUAGCAUGGAAUGUUGAAUCAACAUCGGUUUUGUUGCUAAGGCGAUAGAAAGCAGAGAGGCCUUUCGUUAGUUUGUGUUUUUGUGCUGAACAGUUUGUUAUGGACGAUGAUGUGUAAAUAGAGCAAAUAUAGUGAAGGCUAAUACACCCAAGAGACAAGGAAGUUCGCGCGUACACGUGCUAAACAUGGUGGAUAAGAUGAAAUAAACACACACACAUACUAUAAAGUGCAGGAUGUUUUAGAGGGAAAUCUGAAGAAUAAAAAACAUUCAAGUUUGCUGCUGCUAUUGUAGAUAAUUAAUAAACUAGAGGAAACAAAAAGGAAACAAUUCACAAACUUAGAAAGCUAAUGGAAAGCGCGCAUAAUAUGAAAACGCACCGUGUUUGGGUCGCACCACUCUUACACACAUGUUGUAAGUUGUGGGCCGAUAGAAGUGGAACGGUUUGUUGUUGCAACACACAACUCCUCCAUUUGCAGAAUAGCUGUAACGAGAGAAAGUUAAGUAUUUAUUUUUAUAUAGAUCGAAAUGGCAAAAUAAAGAUAUGAAAUGAUCAUGAAAUUACGAUGUAUUCAAACUUAAAAUGCAGCUAGAUUAUACAACAUUUCAGAACAGUGAAAGAAAUUCCAAUUGCGGUUGCACACAGUGGUUGAAUGGCAGAAAAAUGUUAUGCGCGCAUGGUGUAUUCCUUCGGGUUAUUUGAAAAAAAAAAUAAUAAACAAGGAUCUCCAAUUGCAACUUUAAAACUUACAAAAAUGAGAAAGUGUACUGUACUGUUAAUUACAUGGAUAGCUUGUUUAAUAACGGAGCGGGUAGAUCGUGUUGUAGAGAUGAUGCAAGCAUUUCUGGCCCAAGUCAUUCGAACUUCUUCCUCGUUUAAAAAAGAGACCGAACUGUUACAGUA